Ictalurus furcatus (blue catfish) is the source of this 4601-nucleotide messenger RNA. It is a transcript of the gene zbtb47b, whose product is annotated as zinc finger and BTB domain containing 47b. Bases 227 to 1750 code for a protein of 507 amino acids. Gene Ontology annotation, biological process: negative regulation of transcription by RNA polymerase II; regulation of immune system process; regulation of cytokine production. The transcript is spliced from 7 exons. The record is from RefSeq and is a predicted model, not a curated record. NCBI's taxonomy places the organism in Eukaryota, Metazoa, Chordata, Actinopteri, Siluriformes, Ictaluridae.
GGAGAAAUGUGAAAAAUCCGUGUCUCGGUGUUUCAUGGCGCGCGGAGGCCUGAGCGGUGUGGAGUGAAGAGCUGACGGAUCAGCAGCAUGCUCUAGCUUAUAUUGGAGAAGACUGGAGACUACACCACAGUCGUGUUUUGCCUGCUGGAGUAUGUGGUGCUACACUUCACCCGUUUGAUGGACACGCCUCACAAAGCGCAGCACCUUUUGCAGCCCAACGUGUUUGAUGUGGACUUUGCUGGGCAUCAACGAGGUGGUAGACAACACAAAGAGCAGGCUAGAACAUCACACUAGCUCUCAGGCCCAGGCUAAGCACUUCUACAAAAAGGAAAAUGAAGGUGGGGGGAGUGGGAGGGGCUUAUGCAAAUCAGAGGGAGGCACCAGCCCUGAAGAGGCGGUGCCUCAAGAAAGCCCUGCCUCUUUUAACAGAGAGCAAAUCAUUGUUGAAGUGAACCUUAACAACCAGACCCUGAAUGUUUCCAAGGGGUCAGAGGGCAAGAACAGAGAGCGACGUCAGACUCAUCACUGCACGACUAGCGAUGAAGAUAAAGACUAUGAGCAGAGGCAGGAAGAGAUGGAAAUUAGCACAGAGGAGGAAAAGUAUGAUGAAGAUGAAGAAGAGGAUGACGAUGAUGAUGAUGAUGAUGAUGAUGAUGAUUAUGAAGAGGAGAACAAUCGUAGCAUUCCAGAGGUUCCACAGGCUAUCAUGGAGAGACCACGGCGUGGUACGAGAUCAAGUGCCAUUUCUUUGUGCCAGGGCCUGGCCGGUGGUAUGCUGGCACAGGGGAAGAAGGAGCAGGAGAGUUUGGGCCAGAAGGUAAAGCUGGAGGAGAAGCAGCACUUUGCAUGCAAGAAAUGUCCGCGUGUAUUUAACAACCGAUGGUACCUGGAGAAACACACCAACGUCACACACAAUCGCAUGCAGAUCUGCAACAAAUGCGGCAAACGCUUCCUUCUGGAGAGUGAGCUGCUGCUGCACCAUCAGACCAGCUGUGAGAAGAGCAUACAGUGUGUAACUUGUGGGAAGGCUUUUAAGAAGUUAUGGUCCCUCCACGAGCACAACAAGGUCGUUCAUGGUUACGCCGAGAAGAAGUACUCCUGCGAGGUGUGUGAGAAGAAGUUCUACACGAUGGCACAUGUCAGGAAGCACAUGGUGGCCCACACAAAGGACAUGCCGUUUACGUGUGAGACGUGCGGGAAGUCGUUUAAGCGCAGCAUGUCUCUGAAGGUGCACUCUCUGCAGCACUCUGGGGAAAAACCCUUCAGGUGUGAGAACUGCAGUGAACGGUUCCAGUAUAAGUACCAACUUCGCUCUCACAUGAGCAUCCACAUCGGCCACAAGCAGUUCAUGUGCCAGUGGUGCGGCAAAGACUUCAACAUGAAGCAAUACUUCGACGAGCACAUGAAGACCCACACUGGCGAGAAGCCGUAUAUCUGCGAGAUCUGUGGGAAGAGCUUCACCAGCCGGCCCAACAUGAAGCGGCACCGACGCACACACACGGGCGAGAAGCCAUACCCGUGCGACGUGUGCGGCCAGCGCUUCCGCUUCUCCAACAUGCUCAAGGCGCACAAGGAGAAGUGCUUCAGGCUCAGCAGCUCUUUAGGAGAUGACAGCAGCAUGACCUCGGGGGGUGAAGGGUCGCACCCUUCCUCUCUUCCUCUUCUCCACUCCAUCAGUGGCCUUCCUCCUUCUCCUCCUCCUCCUCCUCCUCCUCCUCCUCCUCCAUUCUCCAACUCAAGUAACGACUAACAGCUUUCAGUGGAAACCUGGAACUUUUUUUUGUGUGUGUGCGUGUGGUGAACCAAAAGCAGUAGGUUAUUUGACUCUAUGGGUGAUGUCAUGUGCAGAAGAGUCUGAAUGAUGUAGCAGGCUUUUUAAACAGUAUGUGAACUCAUUUUCAAGAGAUAUUUUAUAUAUAAUCAAGAUUGGCUCCUUAUACUUCUCAAAAAUUUGUUCUCAAAUGAUGCAUCGUUAAGUUCUCAUGCGCAGCUGAUUGCGCAAAUAACAUUGUUUUGAUUUAGAAUGUCUUUACAGACUGUACGUCCUGUCCGUUUUGUCAGUGUGUGUGUGCGCGCACCUGUGUGUACAUGCUGGAAACAGGCUCUGUUCUCUGCUGUCAGAGGAAUCACCAGUGUUGUGUGUUGUGUAUCCAGCCAGCAGAGGGAGCCAUGUGACCGAGCAGCAAUGCAAAAGAGAUUUUUUUUUUCACCAGAAGGUGCGAUGCCGAUAACCAAAUCCCUGCAUCCCUGCAGUAACCAAACCCUGUGUGCUUAUUAAUGAGGUAUGAUGUGUUUAUAAUCACUCUUGCACCUUAUUUCUAACUUUAACCGUACACUGAUGUUGUAUUGGUUAAUGUUGUCUUAUGUGAUGGCCUGUCUCCGGCACAUGAGAAAUGGGGUGAGAAAAUAGGCAGGGUUAUACAGAAGGUUAUACACAAAAAAAACCUGCAGAUAUCAGAUAUUUUAACAGUUUUCAUUUUGUUUUUUUGUUUUUCGUUGUUUUUGUUUUUUAAAUGUAGACUUGCACUUUAUUAAAAUCAGUCUGCAUAUCGGCCAUAAACAGGACUGUAAUAUCAGUAUCAGAAGCCUCUGAUUCUGUAGAUAUAUAGCAUUAUAGCAAUAUAUACAACUAAAGAUGUUUGCAAUUUUGUACAUUUGUGUGUACCUGUAAUCAUUUAUGGUACAUUUCAUAUUUUUAAAAUGCAGCUUUUUAUGAAUUAACUCAUUCUAAUGGUACACAUGGUUUUCACUUCAUUUUCAAAAUCAUUAUUGAUGUCAUAUUUCGAAUUAGAAAUUGAAUUGGGAUUUUGCUUGAAAGUGAUUUUUGAUUUAUUGCAAAUUUGCCCAUGUACACUCUCAAAGUAUCAUAUAAGCAGCAGUUACUUAAAUCUAAACUAUUCAUCUUUACUGAGAUAACAAGUUUUGGUCAUCGAGAUAUCUUCUUUAAUUUAUGUCCAUUAUAGUAUAAUAGAACUAAUUUAAAAGCUUAAUAGAAAUAUAUCCAGAAUGUUACAUGUUUGUGGCUAUAUCUAGGACUUGUAUCUAUACGACACAAAUAUCUCAAAACGUCUCAGAGUCUGAAAUAAUAUUUGUGUCACUAGAAUUUGGACUUGAAUUUUGUAAAUCGGAUUUUAUAUUUUGAAGUCAAAAUGAAUUCCUAAUUAAUUAAAUUCAAUUUUAAAAUGACAAAAUUGACAGCACAUUUCAAAUUCUGUGAAUCAAUUUAAGGUUAGUUUCCUGGCUACUAAUUGGCUGAAAUUCUCCUGAUUUACUGUUGUAUAAAUGUUCAUUUUUGAAUUCAAUCGAAUUUCAAGAUGAAUUUACUUUUCCUUGCGUUCUUAAUGAAAUGAUGGACAUACAGAUUUUGGUCGAUUUAACAUCAAAUUUAAAAAAUUGAACUAAAUAACUAAAGCUAAAUUUUAUAUAAAUACUAGUGACAGAAAUAUAGCAAAGCCAAUCAGAUAACGGUUACAAUAUUUGAACUAUAUGAAUACACUUAAUAGUUUACUAAGUCACAAUCCACCGGCAUCCGACUUUUUAUAAAUAGAAGCAGUUAGAAAAUGAAGUAAAAUAAAUAGAAAUCUAUAACAUCUAAAACUUUUAUAUGCAUUAAUUAGUGGUCCUUUAAAAUUGUGUAAGAUUGGAUUAAAGAAAUGAGAUUAUACAGCUUUUAGAGAUUAUGAGUCUCAAUUGCUGAGUAUUAGAAAGGUUAAUUGCAUAUAAAAUAUUGAACUCAGUAUAAUAUAGUUUCAAUAACAGCUAUUACAUAUACUAUAUAACUCCUGUUAACAUACACAUUGUGUAUAAGCUGUAAAUAAGUAGUCUACUUUGUCAUUUACUGUGUAAGCAGUUUUUUUUUGUUGUUUACAUUGUGCUGGGAGUCAGUUGAAUGUGAUAUGUGAUGAAGGAGCCAGUAUUUUGGAAAGACCUUGACCUUGUAAGUUAGAAGUUGGAAGUAGAUACACGUUUUUGUAUACACGAAAAGUUCCAAAAAAUGAUUUUCUUUUUAAAAAAAAAAAAAAUUAAAAAGGAAGAAAUUAUUAAGCACCUUAUAUUUUAUAGUUGCUCAUAUUGAUAUGCAAAUGGUAAGAUGGAUAAAUAGUGUUUUUUUCCUUUUGUUGUAUUACUUUGUUAAAUCAAAGUUUUUCUUCACAGCACUGUAGAAUCACCCAACUCCUAUAGAACAUUUUAUUUGCUAUUAACAAAUUCUUUAGUAUUAACAUUGAACACAGUAACAUCUGAUUUCAAAUCAUCCAAGCCCUAUAAAUGAAAAGAACCCAGUUUUUAAUGACUGUUUGAAUCUUGAUUGUUCCUUGUCAUAUUCAUAAAUGUACAUUUUAUACAUUUGUCCAAAAUGCUAAAUUUUAUGCUUUUAUCCAAAAUAGGACCAAAUGCAAUAUGAAAAUUAGGUCCCAGUCUGUAAAACUUGGAUAUAGGAGAUGAGGGUGCAGAAUUGUGCAAAAUUGUACAGUUACUCUAUCAAAAACGUCUUCAGAGUUAGGAGUAGUUAACAAUGAAUGUGUUUGUGUUAAUGAGAAUCAGGAGGCAGGAGUGAUGCUACUGAUCAGUGCACUUUCGUUAGGGCACAUUGUAGGAUAAUA